Molecule: messenger RNA, 2238 nt
Organism: Sabethes cyaneus
Lineage: Eukaryota; Metazoa; Arthropoda; Insecta; Diptera; Culicidae
Gene: ApepP
Product: xaa-Pro aminopeptidase ApepP
Exons: 5
Coding region: 178-2019 (613 amino acids)
Molecular function (GO): metalloaminopeptidase activity
Source: RefSeq, a predicted model, not a curated record
GUACAGAUGUGAAGUGUAGUUUUUGUGUUGUUAAAUAGUUUCUUGUUGUUUUUUAGACAAUUACAUCCCUCGUUUGCCAUUAUUACUGCCUAAUAACAGCGAGACAGUAGAAAUACUACCAUAUCUUCCUAGUAUAUUCUUUCCACCAGCAAACUGCAGCGUUUACUCAGCAACAAAAUGAAGCCAACCGGUGAGGUGCUAAGCGCACUUCGCUCGCUGAUGGCCAAUCUGCCCAACAGUCUCGGGUCGAUCAACGCCUACAUCAUUCCGUCGGACGACGCCCACCAGAGCGAGUAUCUGGCGAAACGGGACGAGCGGCGUGCGUUCAUCUCCGGCUUCGAUGGCAGUGCCGGUACGGCCGUCGUUACCGAACGGGAAGCCCUGCUCUGGACCGAUGGGCGCUACUAUCAGCAAGCUGGCAACCAGUUGGAUUCCAACUGGACGCUGAUGCGAGACGGUCAACCGGCAACGCCGACAAUCGAUGCCUGGUUGGCGAAAGUGCUCCAGCCGGGUUGCCGCGUCGGUGUGGAUGCCAAUCUUAUGUCUACCCGUGCCUGGAAUCCUCUGCAAACAUCGCUGAAAUCGGCCGGUUGUUCGUUGCUUCCGAUUUCGCCCAAUCUGGUGGAUCUGGUGUGGAAGGAUCAACCGGCUGCUCCCCAGAAUCCGAUCAUUCCAUUGGAUUCGUCAUUCGCCGGUGAAUCGGUGGCCGAAAAGUUGGCUGCUGUGCGUGAGACGAUGGUCGAAAACCGAGCGACAGUAUUAGUCGUCAGUGCGCUGGACGAAAUUGCCUGGUUUCUCAAUCUGCGCGGGUCGGACAUCGACUACAAUCCGGUGUUUUUCUCGUACUUGCUGGUCACGUUGGAGGAUUUGUACUUCUUUGUGGACGAGCGCAAGUUGUCGGAAGCGGUCAGCGAUCAUUUCCAGAGGAAUCAGGUUCAACCACAGAUUCGUCCUUACCAUGACGUUCAGGAAGUUCUGAAAACGUUGACCGAAGCUAGCGGGAGUCGUGUCUGGGUCAGCUUGGGUUCGAGCUAUGCACUGACCGCCCUGGUUCCGGAGGAGAAACGACUGCACAAGAUUACGCCGAUCAAUCUGAUGAAGGCCGUCAAGAACGAGGUGGAAGCUGCCGGAAUGCGGCAGUGUCACAUCCGCGAUGGGGUCGCUCUGUGUCAAUACUUUGCCUGGCUGGAGCGGUGCAUUCGGGAAAAUCGCCCGGUCGAUGAAAUCAGCGGAGCGGAACAGCUGGAGAAGUUUAGAAGCAAACAAGAGAAGUAUAUGGGUCUUAGCUUUACCACCAUCAGUGCUUCCGGUCCGAACGGAUCCGUCAUCCACUAUCAUCCGCUGCCGGAAACGAAUCGGCCCAUUUCCGAUAAGGAAAUGUAUCUCUGCGAUUCUGGGGCUCAGUAUUUGGACGGAACGACGGACGUUACUCGUACGGUUCACUUCGGGACGCCUACCGAAGAGGAAAUCCAUGCAUUUACCUGUGUUUUAAAGGGUCAGAUUGCUCUUGGAACGGCAAUCUUUCCACGGAAGGUGAAGGGACAAUUUCUGGACACAAUCGCCCGCAAAGCACUGUGGGAUGCAGGGCUGGAUUAUGGUCACGGAACCGGACACGGUAUAGGGCAUUUCCUGAACGUUCACGAGGGCCCUAUGGGCAUCGGCAUUCGGCUAAUGCCCGACGAUCCCGGUUUGGAGGAGAAUAUGUUUCUUUCCAAUGAGCCUGGAUACUACAAAGACGGCCAGUUCGGAAUUCGAAUCGAGGACAUCGUGCAGGUAGUUUCUGCCUCUAUUAGGGAUAACUUCAACGGACGUGGAGCGUGUACGUUCAGCACCGUGACGAUGUGUCCGAUUCAGACGAAACUGAUUGCGGUGCCACUGUUGACGGAUAAAGAACGUGACAGCCUCAAUCGGUACCACGAAACCGUCCGGCAGACGCUAUCGCCGCUGCUGAAGGAGAUCAACGAUACCGAAACGCUGGCUUGGUUGGAGCGCGAGACUCAACCGAUUGCGUCCGUUUAAUCUUUGUUUAACUUUAGCAACUAUUAGAAUUGAAGCACUGGAAGCGGUAUGUCUAUUUCGCUGAAGAAAUACUGUCGGCUUCUAGUUCUUCGAUUCUAUUGAGGAAAUAUAUUCAUAUUGUUGAUUAUUUACCGUCGGUAUUGCUCUGAUGUGAAGUAGAUAGAAAACAAAUUGUAAUUCAUAUUACGAACAAUUUAGUUAAAAGGAAAAAACACUUUU